Chara braunii is the source of this 1520-nucleotide messenger RNA. Lineage: Eukaryota; Viridiplantae; Streptophyta; Charophyceae; Charales; Characeae. The record is from the annotation of a GenBank genome assembly.
UCUUCGCCGACCUUCUCCUCCCUCGACCAGCCGACAUUGACGCUGCCUGCUCUCCCGCUUCCGUCCGGAAGUAGAGGGAAGUGCUGACUCAAGCCCGCGCAAAUAUGCAAAAGGCUCAAGUCCGCAUGAAGCAGCAAGCCAACAGGCGUCGCGUACCAUGUCCCAUCCGCGCCGGUGAUCUGGUUUGGGUCUCCGCGGAAGAGUUUGCACUGGAACAAGAUGUUUCACGCAAACUGCUUCCCAAGUGGUUUGGACCUUGGUCUGUGACAGCAGCCGCGGACGAUGAGCCCGAUGGCCCUUCAUUUGUGAUCAACAUUCCAGAGCAUCUGACGGUCCAUCCGGUCUUCCACGCCUCGAAGCUGGCAACAUACACGCCAGCCAAGAGCGACGACUUUCCGGGCCGACGAUCGCAGGACCCUCCUUCUAUGGAUGGUCAUCAGGAAGUUGACCGCGUCAUCUCCGAUCGCAAGUACGGCAGCAAGCCGCUGCAGUACAAAGUCACAUUCAAAGCAUGCGAUCGCGACGACACUUGGUGGAUUUCAGGCGCAGAUUUGAAAGCAUCCGCACCGCUGAUCUACGGGCUUUAUGAAAAGCGGAGGUUAGCUCAGGAAGCUUCACGACCAGCCCCUCCCACCCGGACCGUGGUCCCUCCCUCAGACAGACAGCUUCGCCCUCGCAGCGAUGAUGAUGGUGAUGUCGAUGAUGAUGAUGAUGAUGAUGAUGAUGAUGAUGAUGAUGAUGAUGAAGAUGAUGAUGAUGUUGAUGGUGGGGAGCUGCACCUGCUGGAAACAGUGUCGUUUCUUUGCCCCCGCACUGUGCAAGUUUCUGGCCCUUAUGUGCACUAGAAUGGUUUUGUAUGCUAGUACUCAAAUAUAUGUAUACAUGAUAAUACAUAUGACGAUAUAUAGUAUAUAUAAAACUCAGAGGGGGCAGUCCUAUUACCAGACUGAGUACUAAAAAUAUAUUUGCUUUUGGUGAAUCCUGUGUUACAGUCACAUUGCAUGACUUGAAGGAGUCAAACCAAGAUGCAAGGGAGUUUUUAAUUUCCACCACAGCAGGAGAUCGACUCAUGGCGGCGGGAAGCAUUGCGACAUACCGACUAUGGACAGAGGGAUUGUCGGCGGUGCUGGAGCAAGCGCGGAAUUGUCAAAGCUGGGUACAAGCACACUAGUUAUCUCUGAGAUUGAUGAUUUACUCGAGACGGUUUGCCUGGCUUGUGGGACAGUCAUGGGUUUUGGAGAUCUGGAACAGGAUAGGACGCUUACACCCAGUUCGAACCAUGAUCCACACAUAUGCACCUGGUACACAUCCUUUGAUCAAUUGAACGGUCCUGGGUGGUUCACACUACCAUCUUCCCCCGAACGUAGCGCACCUUGUACAUGAGCUACCUAUCCGGUCUCAUACCGUCAGAAUGAGGGUGCGUUAUGAUCACGGGAAGACGGUACUUCACCUGCCUUGUUCCCAUGAAAAUAACACCCACUGUCAUUAUGGUGCCGGUCAAAUGAAUGUUAUCAAACCAU